Messenger RNA from Python bivittatus (Burmese python), 1160 nucleotides. The record is from RefSeq and is a predicted model, not a curated record. Lineage: Eukaryota; Metazoa; Chordata; Lepidosauria; Squamata; Pythonidae.
CAGCUGAUGAAGUGUUUCAUGAACCCCACAGCGCUCCAGGUCUUGCUGUAGACAUUGCCGAAGCAUCAUAAACAGAGGUCCGCCGGCCAUGGGCAACCUGAUCAAAGUACUGGGCAAAGAUUUAGAAAACUGUCCUCACUUUUUCCUGGAUUUUGAAAAUGCUCAGCCCACGGAAGCCGAAACUGCUGUCUGGAACCAGGUGAACGCCGUCCUGGAGGAGGCCCAGACCAUCCUGGCAGAACUGCAGUCCUACGCUGGAGCCGGCCAAGAGAUCAGAGAGGCGAUCCAGAACCCCAGUGACCUGCAGCUCCAAGAAAAGGCCUGGAACGCUGUGUGUCCUCUUGUGGCGAAGCUGAAGCGUUUUUAUGAGUUUUCCCUGAGACUUGAGAACGCCUUGCGGAGCUUGCUGGAGGCGCUCACCAGCCCCCCCUAUGCCCCCACCCAGCACUUGGAGAGAGAGCAGGCCCUGGCCAAGCAGUUUGCAGAAAUCUUGCACUUCACCCUCAGUUUCGAUGAGCUCAAGAUGACCAACCCUGCCAUUCAGAAUGAUUUUAGCUACUACAGAAGAACCAUCAGCCGAAAUCGAAUCAACAAUUUGCAACUGGAUGCAGAGAGUGAGGUCAACAAUGAGAUGGCCAACCGGAUGUCUCUGUUCUAUGCCGAGGCGACCCCGAUGCUGAAAACUCUGAGCAGCGCCACAACCAAGUUUGUUUCGGAGAACAAAACCCUCCCGAUAGAGGACACGACCGACUGCCUGAGCACCAUGGCCUGCGUCUGCCGGGUGAUGCUGGAGACCCCGGAAUAUCGCAGCCGGUUCACGAACACUGAGACCCUCCUUUUCUGCAUGCGGGUGAUGGUGGGGGUAAUCAUCCUCUAUGAUCACGUCCACCCGGUGGGGGCAUUUGCCAAGACCUCCAAAAUAGACAUGAAAGGGUGCAUCAAAGUCUUGAAGGAGCAGCCCUCCAACAGCACGGAAGGCCUUCUCAACGCUCUGAGGUACACCACCCGGCACCUCAAUGAUGAUACCACGUCUAAGCAGAUCCGGGCUUUGCUGCAAUGAAACUUCCUGGAACAGCAGUUCACCAGAGACCCACAUGAGAAAUUCUUCAUGGCACCUCCAGCAGAAAUUUUAACGUUGACAUGUUGCUAUAAAUAACCAU